CAGCUUCCCUCCGUCCCGCACUCUCCGCACCCUCUCUUCCUCGCUCGGACCCCCUGCUCCAUCUCGUCUCGUCGCGGCCGUCCGUCUCGCGUCCAGGCUCUCGGCUCUCUCUCUCUCUCUCUUUUUUGCUUCGUCUUCCUCGGCUCGUGCUUUCUCUUGCACGCGUGCCUCUGUCACCCUCGCAUCGUUCUGCCGCGUCGAACUCGAGGUGUCUCGCACGCGCACACGCGUCAUCGCUCCUCCGUCCAGCGCAAGCGGCAAGGCUGCGGCACGGCAGCGAAGCUGCACCUGCUCCUCUGUCUGCCUCCUCUCUCCUCCACCACACCCGAUCCUGGCCCCUCCCCACCCUCGCGCGCGCGGCGGAGGCGCGCCCUGAUCUCCUCGCGGCGCGCACAUGGCGUCCGAGUACCCGGCGAGCGCGCUGCUCGGCAACGCCUCGGUGCCGCUGCCGCUCGUGCGCACCGGCGUGCUCUUCAUCAUCGUCUACUCGACAUGCACGGCGCUGCUCUUCCUGCUGCUGGCCACGGUGCUGCGCCGCCACUCCUUUGGCGAGGCCAGCCCGGCCGAGCGGCGCGCGCGCCUGCCCAUGCUGGCAGUCUUGAGUCUCAGCAUGGUGCUAGGGUUACUAGGCAGCAUCUUGAACACUGUCUUUUGGGCAACGCUCCUGCUGCGCGACCGCGAGCAGAGCACGAUGCGCGCCGCGCCGUACUGGUGCGCCACGACGUCCUUUCUCUUCAUCACGCCGCUCGUGGCGCACUGCGCGCUCGUGCUGCGCAUCGUCGCCUUCUACCCGCCGAUGCUGGCGGCAAGCGGCAAGCGCUGGGCAGUGGCGGCGUUCCCGACGCUGAUGAAGGUGGUGCGGAUACCGUUCAUCGUGCUCUACCUCGUCGCCGGCUACCGCUCCGUUGCGGCUACCGGCGCCGGUGGCUUUGACGAGGGCCUGGCGCGGCCAAUGGAGACCAAGUGGGCCGUCGCCUACUUUGCCCUCACGUUCCUCGACAACGCCUACACGACGCUCUUUCUCCUGCGCAAGUUCCACCAGCUCGGCUACGAGGCUGGCCUGCACGACAAUGCGCUGCUGGUGCGGCGGCGGACAUGGCUGGUGGACCAGGCCAAGCAGACGUGCCUGGCCAUCGGCUUCAGCCACAUCAUCCCGACGCUCUUCACGCUCGUCGUUGUCAUCUGCCUGGCGACGCCGGCCGUGGGCCGCACGCGCAACGGCUUCAUCCUGGUCGCCAAUGUCUUUGUCAGCGUGUUCGGCUCGACGCUGGCGUGCACCAACUCGAGCGCACGCUGGCGCGACGAUCGCUUCGCCAACGGCACGCCCGGCCCGCGCAACUCGGUGCCGCGGCGUGGCUCGUUCAGCGACAUCGAGGGCGGCCUGCUGGCGCGCGGCCGCACGUACAGCAUCCAGCAGCAGUCGCAGCAGCCGACGUCGCAGAGCAUGCUGCGCGACACGAGCUCCGUGUCGUGCAUGACGGCGCUCGACGAGCGCCGGCAGCGUCGCUGGCGUGCGCCGGCAGGCCGUCAGGUGCGCAUCGGGCCGGCGCAUGCCGAGGCUGCCGAGACGGCUCGGGCGUCUGGCGCCGCACCACGGCAGGCGCCGCUCUCUAGCCGCUCGCUGGCUCGGCAGCUCGCGGCCUACGCUGGGCCCGGCUCCGGUCUGGGCUUCUUCCGUGCGCCUGCGUCGUCUGGCGAGCCGGUCGCACCGCACCACCCCGUCUACACGCACGACACGGAGAAGACGCUCUCUGCCGGCAGCAGCUCCGGCAGCGCCCGCUCAGGCUGCGGCUCGGACAAGACGCCGGCGCCGUCGUCGGACGACGAGCGUCUUGCGCCGCUGAGCUGCGAGAUGACCGAGCUUGGCCGGCCGGCCUCGGCGAACCCUCCGUCGUCGCCCUUGCGCCAGACGCCGCCAUCGCGCCGGCUCAGCGCCUGGGCUCUUUUUGGCUCGCGCACCGGGCAAGCGAACGACGACGCCGCUGCCUCGCCGCGCACGCCGCACCCGCUCGCCACGCCCAUCAUGUCGCGCUCGCCGUCGGCGUCGCCAGACGUCUCCGAGGCGUGGCACAGCGCCGCACCCGACUUUGACCUCGAGGUCGACUUCCGCCGCAGCCGCUGAGCCCGCAUGCGCUGUGCACACCGUGCCACUCGCAUCGCUGGGCUCGUGAGCGCCGCCCACACAGUCUCUCUCUAUCAGCACCACUCUCGCACCCUCUCUUGGAUUCCGUUAGGUCUCGCUCUCGCACAACAUGUACCACCACCCACAUCCUUUCACUGGCGACUCGCAAUUGCACAUCUUGCAUCGG
Messenger RNA from Tilletiopsis washingtonensis, 2309 nucleotides. RefSeq lists its product as hypothetical. The record is from RefSeq and is a predicted model, not a curated record. NCBI's taxonomy places the organism in Eukaryota, Fungi, Basidiomycota, Exobasidiomycetes, Entylomatales. The coding region runs from base 395 to 2122 and encodes 575 amino acids. The transcript is spliced from 2 exons.